This is a messenger RNA of Asparagus officinalis (garden asparagus), 3886 nucleotides long. RefSeq names its product pentatricopeptide repeat-containing protein At4g14050, mitochondrial-like. The record is from RefSeq and is a predicted model, not a curated record. Gene Ontology annotation, biological process: RNA modification. Lineage: Eukaryota; Viridiplantae; Streptophyta; Magnoliopsida; Asparagales; Asparagaceae. Gene Ontology annotation, molecular function: zinc ion binding; RNA binding; protein binding.
AUGGAAAUUCAUUUGAACGUAAUAAUCAUCGCCGGUCCACCAUGGAGCGCAACCUCAUCACCACGUCCUCUCCCUCCUCCGCUCUUACCCUCCCUCGCUCCCAACUCCACGCCCACCUCCUCAAAUCCAACCUCCUUCACUCAACCCCUCCACCCUCUCCCAUCUCCUCUCCUCCUACUCCCCCUCAAACUCCCGCCGCCUUCUCUCGAACUCCGUCUUCCCUCCUCUCCUCCCCUUCCUUUUCUCUCGCCUCCUCUCCGCUCUCCUCCCCUCCCACCCUCCUCUCCCUCUCCCUCUUCCGCCGCUUCCUCCGCCUCUCCCCCUCGACCACUUCCUCUUCUCCCUCCUCGCCGCCUCGCUCCCUCCUCCCCUCCCUCCCCCUCGGCCCCAGACCAAGCCCAUGCCCAAUUUCUUCUCUCCUCUUACAACCCCGACGAUGUUGCCAAGUCCUCCUUCGUCUCAAUGUACUCCAAACUCGGCGCCCUUAGGGACGCCCGUAACGUGUUCGACACGAUUCGCGAGCGAAACGUCGUUUCUUGUACCGCGAUGGUUAACGGGUAUGCGACUAGCGGAUUGAAGAACGAGGCGUUGGAGUUNAGGCAGGUGCAUUGCAUCGUGGUUGUGCUUGGGUAUGAGGCGAGCGGGAUUGUUGGGAAUUCUAUUGUGGAUAUGUACGCAAAGUGCUGUGAUAUUUUAUCGGCAAGGAGGUGGUUUGAGGGGGUUCUGGUUAGAGAUGUUGUUUCUUGGACGACGAUGAUUGUUGGGGAGGCGCAGCACGGGAGGGCAGAGGAGGUGUUGAAAUUGUUCGAUAGGAUGGUUAGUGCAAGAGUAAAGCCAAAUGAGGUGACUUUUGUGGGUUUACUCUACGCUUGUAGUCAUUCGGGGUUAGUUGAAAAGGGGCGUGAGCUUUUUGAUUUGAUGGUUAGGGAGUAUAAGAUUCGGCCUACACUGCAACACUAUACAUGUUUGUUGGAUCUUUUUAGCAGAUCGGGGCUUCUAGAAGAGGCAGAAGAUGUUAUUAAGUCAAUGCCUUGUGAGCCUGAUGAGGCUACUUGGGGAGCUUUGUUAAGUGCAUGUAAGAAGCACGGGAAUAAGGAUAUGAGCCUGAGGUUCGCCGAUCAUUUGUUGGGCCUAAGGCCAAAAGACCCUUCUACAUAUAUACUGCUGUCUAAUGUUUAUGCUGUUCUGCAGAAGUGGGAUUCUGUUGCAAAGGUUAGGAAAUUGAUGGUUGAUAUGGAGAUUAAGAAGGAGGCUGGAUACAGUUGGAUUGAGAUUGGGAAGGAAAGUUUGAUGUUUCGUGCAGGGGAAGUGCCACAUCAGAUGAGUAAUGUGAUUCUUGAAUUGCUUGAGAAGUUGAGAGCGGAGAUGAGGAAGAGAGGCUAUGUUCCAGAUACAAACUCUGUGAUGCACGACUUAGAUGAGCAAGAGAAAGUACAACAACUUUGGUUACAUAGCGAGAGGCUGGCUGUUGCCUUUGGGCUAAUAAAGUCGGUUCCAGGCUCAAUAAUUCGGGUGGUGAAGAAUCUUCGAGUUUGUGGGGACUGUCAUACGGCCCUGAAGAUGAUCAGUGAAAUAGUCGGAAGAGAGUUUGUUGUUAGAGAUGCCAAUAGGUUCCACCAUUUUAAGGGCGGGAACUGCUCUUGUGGCGAUUUUUGGUAAUGCAGAACACGGUGAGAGUACCUGAAAAAAGUACUCAUUGGUCUAAGUGCUACUAACCUUGGUAAACCUUCACAGGGUCUGAGUUUGAUGCUGAAUUAUGCUUUGUUUGGAUAAUAAGGGAUAAAGCUAACGGACCAGUGGACCACAACUGCAUCAGACAUAUAUUUGAACUUGGGUCUUCUUUAUUAGACAAGAGCCUAUACUUUUUUGCGCAGAUGGACUCUUAUAUGUGUCCAUGUGGGAGUCCAAAAUGACAUUUGCAACCUACAUUAAUCUUCGAGCUUGAAUCAUCCAGAGUUUUGCCUUACAUGUUACUGUUAUACUUUUUCAAAAACUUCAAGCAUCCUAAGUACUUCAUAGUGCGCUGCAGACAAGCACUUGUAUAGCAGAGGAGAAGUUUGCUAGAAAUACCUAUAGGUCACACCAUCUUCUGGACUGAGUCGCUCUUGUUUUGGUCUGUACUCAGGAGUUGGUCAUGGAAGGCAAAUGCUCAUUGGUACGGGUGAUUCGGUCUAAUUGAAGCAUAUGCUUUCUCUCGUCAUAAAUCACGCUAGCAUAGUGUUGGGAGUCAAACUUCAAGGCAUAACUUGAGCCAUUGCCUCACUGAAUUGACAUUCUUAUGCAAUGCAAUUUUUCAUCUAGCUGUACUCUCUUUUCUGACAAACAUACUUGACAGAAACUGAAGGCAGUCUCUACUGCUGAACAAUCUAUGGGCUUAACAUUGAAUCACAUAGCAAAAAAAGGCCCUUCAGUAGUUAUGGAAAUAGUUCUUCGUCAGUUCUGUAAUAAUAGUUAUUUGUUGGAGUUGCCUAGACAAAAACAAUUCUGAUCAACAGCAGAGUUAUUAAGAAGAUGCCUUGUGAUCCUGAUGAGGCUAGUUGGGGAGCUUUGUUAAGUGCAUGUAAGAAGCAUGGGAAUAAAGGUAUGAGCCUGAAGUUCUCCGAUCAUUUGUUGGGCCUAAGGUCAAAUGACCCUUCUACAUAUAUAUACUGCUGUCUAAUGUUUAUGCUGUUUUGCAAAUGUGGGAUUCCGUUGUGAAUGUAAGGAAGUUAACGGUUGAGAUGGAGAUUAAGAGAGAGAGGCUACGGUGGAUACAGUUGGAUUGAGAUAGGAAAGAAAAGUUUGAUACUUGGGGGUGGUGAAGUGCCACAUCAAAUGACCAAUGAGAUUUUAGGAUUGCUCGAAAAGUUGAGGGCAGAGAUGAGGAAGAGAGGCCACGUUCCAGAUAAGAGCUCAGUGAUGCAUGAUUUAGAUGAGCAAGAAAAGAUGCAGCACCUUUGUUUGCAUAGCGAGAAGUUGGCUGUUGCAUUUGGGCUUGUAAAGUUAGUUCCGGGCUCGAUAAUUAGAGUGCUGAAGAAUCUUCGAGUUUGUGGGGAUUGUCAUAUGGUGCUGAAGAUGAUUAGUGAAGAAGUCGGGAGAGUGUUUGUUGUUAGAGAUGCCAAUAGAUUCCACCAUUUUAAGGGUGGAAAUUGCUCUUGUGGCGAUUUGUGGUAACGUAGAACAUGACGAGGGUAGUAAAACUUUUAAGGGUUUGAGGUUGAUGCUCUUUAUGCCUUGUUUUGGAGAAGGGAUGUAAUCUAAUGGAGGACAAGUGCAUCAAGCAUGCUUAUUAUGGCACAAGAACCUAUAUUUUUGUGCAUAUGAAUCCUUAUAGGUGUCCAUAGAAGAAUCCAAAUCCAAGAAAAGUUUGCAGCCUACAUUAUUUUCCGAGGUUGAAUCUGGAAGACUCUUUGCUUUGUACGUUACUUAAAUACUUUUGUCAAGAACUUCAAGCAUCAUGGAUACUUCACAAAGUCCUGUAUUUAAGCAUUUGGAUAACAGAGAGCAAGGAUGUCGUCAGACAUGCCUAAAGUUCUCUCCAAUUUACUUAUGUUUACUCUUCCAUUGGUCAGGAUUCAGAAGUUAGAAACGGAAGGUUAAUGCUCAGUUGUGCGCGUGCUUCUGCCUUAUUGGAGCAUAUGCUUAAUUUCAUCGCAAAUCACGCAAGCAUCGCAGUGGGAGUCAAACUUCGAGGCUUUUCUUAGAAGAAAUGUCAAUACAAUUUCCCGACUUGAAGAGGAGGUAGAUCUUUUGGAUAGAAGACCCAUCUUCUAAUGAAACCUUUGCUUUCCUGGAAAUAAAUCUUGUAGGAAGGGGACACAAAUAUUGAUUUUGAUUUCGAAUAUAUUAAAAGUCUGCUCACUGUUUUAAACUUAUUGCUGCUGUAGUUUUAUUCAGCAUAUAAAUC